Molecule: messenger RNA, 4040 nt
Organism: Cannabis sativa
Lineage: Eukaryota; Viridiplantae; Streptophyta; Magnoliopsida; Rosales; Cannabaceae
Exons: 5
Coding region: 439-879 (146 amino acids)
Source: RefSeq, a predicted model, not a curated record
AACAAAUUGUGAAGCAUGAUGUAAAAUUAAUUAAUUAGGUUGUAAACAGAAUUUUCAAUCAUAACUAGAAAAAUUUCUAAAGACAUUACGUCUCCCUGGGGGCGAUCGAUCUUAACCCAAUUUUGCUUAGCCGCAGAAGGGACACACUUUUCUGUUUAACUUUUCUUCUCAUCCAAACAACCCAAUUUUCCACUUUCAUAUUCGAAUUAUUGUUUAAUAUAUUUGAGUGGACGGUGACAGAAGAAGAGACAAAGAGACAGCCUAGUCCAAACUCCACGCUCCAGUUGAUCCGAUGGGGCCAAAUGCCUGGACGAUCCAACGCGGUUCAACGAUCUGACUCUUACUCGGGCCCCACCGACGGCGCCAUUAUUCAUAGGAGAACAAAACACAAACACAAGAGAAGCUUCUUCCCUCUCUGCUCUGCUUUUGCCGGUUAAGAUGGAUGAGGUCAUCACGGCUGCCGAUGCCACCACAACGGCUUCGCCCAAUAACCUUCUCCCUUACAAUCUUCCUCUAUUCUCCGCUUUGCUCGCCUGUGCUCUCGCUCAGUUCCUAAAGCUAUUCACUACCUGGUAUAAGGAAAAGAGAUGGGAUUCCAAGCGAAUGCUUGAUUCAGGUGGAAUGCCCUCGUCGCAUUCGGCUACUGUGACGGCUCUUGCAGUUGCCAUAGCUCUGCAAAAAGGAACUGGAGCACCGGAAUUCGCUCUCGCUGUGGUCUUGGCUUGCGUUGUGAUGUAUGAUGCCACUGGCGUAAGACUUCAUGCGGGUCGCCAAGCUGAAUUGUUGAACCAAAUUGUCUGUGAGCUUCCUCCCGAGCAUCCUUUAUCCAGUUGCAGACCCCUUCGUGAUUCCCUUGGGCAUACACCAAUUCAGAAUUAGGAUACUUUGACGACCUUGCUGGUUGGGAAGCUUGUUAAAGGGCUUUACAAGUUCGAUCCAAAUCAACUCAAUCUUGUUCAAGACACCACUGCCACUUCCACUACCUGCCCCAGUCAGUCCACAGAAACCAGUUUGGCCACUACACACUGUAACAUUCAUGUUUUGUCUCCUUCUUCUUGUGAUUUUUCAUUAUGGCACAAUAGGUUAGGCCAUCGAGCAACCAAAAUUGUAAAAGUUGCUCUUUCCUCUUGUAAUAUUCCACUCAAAAGCAAUAAAACAAAUUUUCUUUUACCUGAUUUGUGUGUUGCUUGUUGUUUGGGGAAACAUCAUAAGUUGCCUUUUCCUAAUUUUACUACUGUCUAUAUCUCUCAUACAUGUUGACUUAUGGGGACUUGGUCCCAUCGAUUCUCCUACUGGGUAUAGGUACUAUAUUAGCUUUGUAGAUGCCUUCUCUAGGCAUACAUGGAUUUAUUUAUUGAGAACCAAAGAUGAGGCCCUACCUACCUUUACCAUUUCUAAAACACAAGUUGAAUUAUAGCUAGGACACAAGAUAAAAGUUAUUCAAUCGGACUAGGGUGAAUACAGGUCUUUUGCUUACUUGCUUAAUUAAUCAGAGUUAUAAUUCACAAACUUUUAUGUCCUCACACACAUGAGCAGAAUGGGGUAGUUGAGAGAAAACAUAAAUAUAUCAUAGAGAGUGCUCUAACUCUACUCUUCCAUUAAAGUAUUGGACUGAGGCAUGCAUUUCUGCAGCCUUCUUGAUCCAUAGAAUGCCCUCUCCUCAAUUGAACUUUUUUUCUCCACUUGAGGUUUGAUUUCAUACUAAGCCUCAUUACUCUAUGCUAAGAGUGUUUUGGUAUUUAUGUUAACCAAAUCUAAGACCAUGUAACAAGAAUAAACUUCAGUAUAGAUCUCAACCUUGUGUGUUUUGGAACUCAUUAAGGGUAUAAGUGCUUAGCAAAAGAUGGCAGACUAUACAUUUCUAGGGAUGUCCUAUUUGAUGAGUUAGGUUUUCCAUUCUCAAAAGUUGUUGUUGAAUCUAAACUCUCAUCAUCUGUGUCUCCCCUUUUCACUAUUCUUGGCCAACCACCUAUCUCUUCUUCCACUGCUCCCUUACCAGCUCAAUUUCAUUUUUUUAAUCCACCACAACCUAGUGCUUUUGUUACCCCACACACCUCUAGUCAAAACAGUGAUCCUAUACCAUAUUAGGCUCACCAAAACACCCGUCUUACUCUUGCCUCUAGUACUCAAACUCUGCCUCAUAACUCUGAGUCAUUUUCCUCUCCUGUGUCUCACAAUUUCUCAUCUGAUCAUACUACACUUGUAUCUGUGCCAACUAAUCUUGUUGCCACAUUGCCUACUAAUACUAUUGCUCCUCCUAUAUCUGUGCCAACUAAUCUUGUUGCCACAUUGCCUACUAAUACUAUUGCUCUUGUUUUAGCUAUCACUACACGUAACACUCAUCCUAUGACUACCAGGACGAAGUUAGGAAUUCAUAAACCAAAAGUUCUAAUUGGCUUCUCUUGAACCUACCUCUGUUAAUGAAGCUUUGAAGAAUGCUAAAUGGAGUGCAGCUAUGGACACUGAAUAUUAUGCUCUCAAGAAAAAUGGAACUUGAGUGUUACUUCCUCUUACACCUGGUAGAGCUGCAACAAGGUGCAAGUGGGUGUACAGAAUAAAAGAAUAUGCAGAUGGAUCCAUUUCUAGGUACAAAGCCAAGUUAGUAGCAAAAGGUUACCACCAACAACUUGGUUUUGAUUUCAAUGAGACCUUUAGUCCAGUGGUAAAACCUGUCACAAUCAAAGGGGUUCUCAGCAUUGCCAUUACAAAAAGGUGGAAAAUAAGACAACUAGAUGUGGACAAUGCAUUCUUAAAUGGUGAUCUUGAUGAAAAGAUCUAUAUGACUCAACCUCCAGGUUAUGUGGAUCCUCAAAAUCCUACUGUUGUGUGUAAACUUAACAAAGCCUUGUAUGGCUUAAAGCAGGCCCCCAAGGCCUGCUUUGACAAAUUAUCUGCUGCUCUCAUUGGCCUUGGAUUCAUCUUUGCCAAAACAGAUCAUUCUUUGUUUGUUCAAGCCACAUCCAAUAGUUGCACUUAUAUACUAGUCUAUGUAGAUGACAUUCUUGUCAUUAGAAGCAAUGAUUUGGUUGUUUCAGACUUAAUUAAUAAGCUAUAUCAAACAUUUGCUCUCAAAGAUCUUGGCACUGUUGACUACUUCUUGGGCAUUCAGGUCAUUCACACUAAUGAUGGUCUAUUCUUAUCUCAGCAAAAAUACCUUCAAGAUUUACCGUGCAAAGGUUGUCUAACUUUGGAAGUGAUCCUGUUGAGGAUCCAACUCUGCAUAGGUCCAUUGUGAGAGCUCUCCAGUAUGCUGUUAUCACAAGGCCAGAUACUGCCUUUAGUGUCCACAAGGUCUGCCAAUUUAUGCACAAUCCUCUUCAGUCUCACUGGGUUGCUGUUAAGAGGAUUCUAAGGUAUCUGGCAAGGACUCUUGACUAUGGUUUGCAGCUACACAAAUCAUCUCAUUUCAAAGGGGCCUUGGAUCCAGAUGAUUGAAGAUCCACCACUGGAAAUUGCAUAUUCUUUGGGGAUAACCUUGUCUCAUGGUAGUCCAAAAAGAAUCUCCAGGUCUUCAACAGGGGCAUAAUUUUGAAGCUUGGCUGUUGUCACAGAAAUCUCCUGGAUUCAAUCUUUACUACAGGAACUUCAUUUCAACUCCACUCUAGUUCCUUCCAUAUGGUGUGACAACCUUAGCACAGUGAUGUUAGCUGCUCAUCCAGUUUUGCAUGCUCGAACAAAGCAUAUUGAGAUUGACCUUUAUUUUGUAUGAGACAAGGUCAUCAAUAAACAGAUUCAAGUCCAACAUGUUCCUGCUACUGCACAACUGGCUGAUUGCCUAACCAAACCUAUAUCCAGUUCCCGUUUUCCUUUUUUAAGGGACAAACUAAGAGUUCUUUCCAACAACACUUAGUUUGAGGGGACUGUUACAGUAAGUUGGUUAGGAGUUAGUUGUCCCCUUGGUUCUUUUUCUCUGUUAUUUUCUGUUAAACUUUAGCUAGCUAGUUGCUAAUUGUAAUUAGCUAGCCUAAGCUACACUGUAUAUAAUCACAACUUGUACUCUCUGUUUUCAAUUAAUGAGAAUUACUUCUUUCUUUCACAAA